Rhipicephalus sanguineus (brown dog tick) is the source of this 792-nucleotide messenger RNA. It is a transcript of the gene mRpS11, whose product is annotated as 30S ribosomal protein S11. The transcript has 6 exons. The record is from RefSeq and is a predicted model, not a curated record. Gene Ontology annotation, cellular component: mitochondrial small ribosomal subunit; ribosome. NCBI's taxonomy places the organism in Eukaryota, Metazoa, Arthropoda, Arachnida, Ixodida, Ixodidae. Gene Ontology annotation, biological process: translation; maturation of SSU-rRNA from tricistronic rRNA transcript (SSU-rRNA, 5.8S rRNA, LSU-rRNA); ribosomal small subunit assembly. Gene Ontology annotation, molecular function: structural constituent of ribosome; mRNA 5'-UTR binding; small ribosomal subunit rRNA binding. Bases 81 to 734 code for a protein of 217 amino acids.
CCUCUGUUUUGCCCCAGAAGCGCGAGUGAUCAGACGUGUGUUGCCCGUCGUCUCCAGGUUUUGGGACUCAAUUUGAAGGAAUGUCGAGGUUAAAAUAUACCCUAAAUGCCGUACGUGGCGUAAUUUUAAGUUCCAAGUUGUGCGGAACUAACUUAAUGGUCGGCGCACGUGCAGCGACAGCGGUAGGUACUCAAACUCCGCUCCGAGCCCUGUGCACAACAUGUCUGCUUCGCAAAGCCGAGGACAGGAAGGCAAUGAUGGCGUCUCUGCCCAAGAAAGACGAAGGCACGCUUGGGGAGAAGUUGGUCGACGUCGAUCCGUCGCACGCCCGGUGGUCCAUGUUUCCAGAUGAGGACACACCCAAUAUGAUGUUUGAUGGCGUUCCUUUUCGGGACCUUCCAAUCUGCCACAUCAAGUGCAGCCUGAACAACACACUAAUGACCCUCACUGACUCAUCAGGGAAGUGCCUUGGAAGAAAAUCUGGCGGCACUGAAGGAUACAAGAAUGCCAAAAAGGGCACCACUGUUGCUGCACAAGCUGCAGCGAUGAGCUUCAGCCAUGUGGCCCAGCUGAGGGAUAUCAAGAACAUCCGGGUCAUAGUCAAGGGCCUUGGACCCGGCAGGCUGGCGUCCAUCAAAGGCCUCCAAAUGGGCGGCCUCACCGUCGUUUCCAUCACCGACAGAACACCAGCGCCCGAGAAGUGUCCGAGACCACGCAAAGCAAAGAGGCUUUGACGCACGACUGACCACGCUGUACCAAUUAGUGUUGUAAAUAAAAUUAUGAAGCAGACAA